This is a messenger RNA of Actinia tenebrosa (Australian red waratah sea anemone), 860 nucleotides long. RefSeq names its product putative methyltransferase-like protein 24. The record is from RefSeq and is a predicted model, not a curated record. NCBI's taxonomy places the organism in Eukaryota, Metazoa, Cnidaria, Anthozoa, Actiniaria, Actiniidae.
GAAAAGAAAAGGAAUUAUCAAAACAGUGGCGAGCAAAGACUAACAUUACAGCAGCUAGGAUGAAAAGUGGAAGCCGUUAUGGUAAGAAGUCGUAACGGAAAGUAAAUAAGAGCUGGAUAUCUUCAAGGUAACUCAAAAACCUCUACAUUGCAAUAAUCAUGAAGAUUAACCUUCGAUGGACUGUGUUUAUUCUGCUAAUGACAUUCACUGCAAUAUUUCUAUAUCAAUCAGUGCAAAGAAUUUUAGUUCAGCUACAGAUUGUUUCGAACUUCAAUCAUAAAAUCAAAAGAACCGUCAAGAAAGAUAUAGAUAAACGUCAUGUGAACGAGACUUUGAAAACCAGUAGUUAUCAAAUCCCAACAACGAAGUCAAUUAACAUCUACGAAUACAUUGAAGAAAACCCCGCGGACAUCGGAACGAUACAAUAUGAAAUGGCCAGAUUCAGGCGUUUUCUAGCAACACAAGAAGCGGUCUGUGAAGAUAUCAGGAGAAUAGGUGGUGAACAAUCAGAGACAUGGCUUGCCCCUCGUCCUUUUGGAGCUGAUGGUGCAUGGGAUGUAUGCUUUGACGCAAAUGUUGGAUUAACACCGGGUUCGUGCAUUGUGUAUUCCUUUGGGAUUGGUCGAGAUUUUUCUUUUGAUGACGGCAUGGCAAGUCAUGGGUGUCACGUGUUUUCGUUCGAUCCUACCAUUGGUCAACAGAAUCACAAACGUCCAAGUGGAGUAGAAUUCUUUAGUAUCGGUUUGUCUGACUUUGAUCAAGAAGGAAGUGGGAAUAUCAGUAAGAAAUUGCCAAAAUCCCAGUGGAAAACAAGAACAUUAGCUUCUGUCAUCAAUGAACUCGGUCAUGAAAAGGCAUAA